Messenger RNA from Exophiala oligosperma, 1560 nucleotides. RefSeq lists its product as uncharacterized. NCBI's taxonomy places the organism in Eukaryota, Fungi, Ascomycota, Eurotiomycetes, Chaetothyriales, Herpotrichiellaceae. The record is from RefSeq and is a predicted model, not a curated record. The coding region runs from base 1 to 1452 and encodes 483 amino acids. The transcript has a single exon.
AUGAAGAACGACCCGGACGAUGAGGAUGAGGCGGUAGUCUGCACCCUUGCAAUCCGCUUUGGAUGUCAGUUGGAAGAUGUCAAGCAUGCAUACACCACCGCGUCGAGGAAUGUCUGCACAGUCCUACGGCGGCAGUACUUCAAUACCGUUCACGCCACACCAGAACGGCCUCUAUGCCGAUUACUCUCAGAAGACGCACUUAUUAAAACCCUUGGCUCGUUACCAUUAGAAGUUGGGUUAAUGACUCUCGCUCGGAUAUAUGACGAGUGCCAUGUGGCUUUGUGCAAGACGUUUGCAGCAGCCCGAAGAGCAAGGCCACAUCAUGAACACUUCAGACGCAAUCCUUGUGUAGAUCUCCAGCCGCUGCAUGAUCGUCUCCGUCAGCACAGCGACUCUGUGCACAAUCAAGUGAUCCUCGAAACCACCUCAAGUGAGGAAAUUCCCAUGAGAGCGGUAUGGAGACCCAUGCUCCCCAUGUGUUUUGACAAAUUACCUAGACUUCGGUCUCUUUCCAGUUCAUUGCCCGGAGAGAACUCCCCCGGUCACGAAUACGCUGGUGUUGGAGGUGGAGGCGGCUCCGAUAUCAUCAGUGCAAGCUUGCUCGGCCAUCUGUUGAAACGACAUCAUAAACGGAUGGAGUUGCUGAUAUCGACUCGUACUUGGGCGACAGGGUCACAAGGGAAAAAAGGGUCCAAGCUAGGAAUCAAGCGAGAAGUGUAUCAGCAUGACGGACCGGCAGCUGGAGCAGAUGGACGACCUGUGCCUGGGACAUUCCGUGUCAAAAGUGACACCUACGCAGAAGGACGCGAUCUCGAGGCCAUUCCACUGCAAUAUCACGAAAAGAUUUUCAUGGUACUUGAUCAAGGAGAGUCAACACCUGACAUUGCCGAGAAGGAGAGAGCAGAGUUGAAGGAACAAUUUGCAGCCGUCCUCCGCCAGGCUUCUCGCCCAAUUGAAACCGUCCUCGUUGUCGAUACGGGCGGUGAUGUGUUCGGCGCUGAUGAAGCUGGAGAGACAACGCCAGACCAGGACUUUAGGGUCCAAAAAGCCAUGGCAGCUCAAUCUUCAAAAUACAAUCUCGUCACCGCCGUGGUAGCACCCGGGGUCGAUGCUCCGGAGGAUGCGCCUAUGAAAGCGUUGAGCGCGGGCGGCAAGGUCUACAAACCAACAACAGAAGAGCAGGCCAUGCUUCUCGACCUCUUGGUCAACAAGUACAAAAUGGACGGGUCUGAUCCGAGUAGAUUUGGCAAAACUAUAUUGGCUCUACAAGCCCGACUGAGGGGCGUUAUUGGCUGGACCUCCCUUGACCUUCCAGCGUACGUCGUUGAUACCUGGGACAAUCCCUGGAAUAGCUUUGUCUACAUCAGGGAGUGCAUGAGCGACAUUAUAUUAAUGCCGACCAUCAAGCUGCUUCCUCUGAUUGAGCCUAAGAAAACGGGCUCGGCUGGUUGAAGCCAUGGUGGAAAAUUUGACUUGAUACUAUUGGUGACUCCGAUGAUAGACCGAAUAUGUCAGCUCACUGCUGCUCGCAGGGCGCAUAUAACAACAAUGUCAAACAUU